UUAAUCUAACAGACAAUAUGAACGGGUGAGUGCAAGCCUAUCCAUCCUGGUUUAUGCCAGGUCUGGGAAAAAUGGAUGAGUGAGAGGUGGAGGACCAUGGAACGAUGUGAAGGAGGCUGAGAAGAGGGAUUUAAGACAUUUUUAGCAUUUAGGAGGAAAUUUUGGGCCAGGAGAGUUUUUAAUGAAAAACCAAAAAUUCUAAGAUGGAGUUUUUGGAAUGGGAUUGAGAGCUGAUGCUUUGCUAAGUGUUGAUUUUGAAUUUUUAUGUUGUAGAUUAUGUUCAGCAGUUCAAUCAAAAUUGUGAAAAUUCAACAUCCAGGAUUCCUUUUUGAUAUUUUCAAAAAUCUUCACCUCUAGAUUUUUGUUCUCUAAUAAUUCUUAUAGCCUCUCAGACUCAGACGAGGACACCAACCCAAGAUUCUUUGCUAACACAGCAUGAAUAGAUGAAUCAGUCUGUGAAGAAGAGCCUGCGAACAGGCCUACUCAUCAUAAGCCUUCUCUCAAUCAGAUAAAGCCAAUCGAAGUUGGAUCUAAGAUAGUUUCUCCUAGUUCUCAACAGUCUUCUCAAUCAGACGAUGAUAUUUCUUCAGGAGUAAAUGAAACUUCUGAUGAGGAAGAAGACAAACAGGCCAGAAUUAUCGCCAAAGCUAAGACUAAAGGACUUAAAUAAGCUCCCCUCUCCUGGCCUUGGCAUAUCCACCAAGGUGAUCUCAGCACCUAUUCAGACCACCAAUGGCUGGGGUGAUUUCAAAGAUGCCCAGGAACCUCAAGAUAAUCAACAGGUGAAUGGGAAUCAUAAAGAUGAUAAUAAGCAUAAUGCAGGGACGAACAAUGGAUGGGGUGAUUUCCAACGCACAAAUCCUUGGGGUAUCUCUCAAGUGAAGGAAGAAUCCCCAGUCUCAAAGAAAGAGACAAGCAAUCAGGACAAUAAGUUAGAAGCCUCUUUGAAUAACUCUGAAAAUAUCAAUGAUGAAACCAUUUCGAUGGAAAUGAUGCCGAAAAUGGACCCGAUGCAUCAGUCCCAAACUAACCCAAUGAUGUGGGAUGAAACCACUAGUGAUGUCCAAAAGUUUGCAAAUGGAGAAGUAGAAUGAGACGAAUCAGAGAUUAUCCAGACCUCCAAGUCCCCCAAUCACUCUUUCGAGUCACCCAGAAAGCCAAUUGAAGAGUCUAAAGGACCUUUAGGACGUGAGACAAUUCCUGCAAUGACCAAGGCACGAGCCUCGAGCGGUAGUGUUUAUAUUAAAAAGCUUCAAGCGAAGAGCAGUUGCCCAUUUGCUACCUUCAACACUACAGAAGAUUACCUGUAUGCUCUGCGUUCGGAGAGCCAAAUGCUUUUCUCGAUCGAAAAUAUAUAGACUCCCGUCACCUAGAUCUCAGAACACAUAAACCACAAUUAGAGCAAUCAGAAGAAGAUGACGAAGAAGACGAAGAAGAAAGGCCUGAAAUCGAAUGUGUUGAUGAUUGCCUCAAGUUCAUGAAAACUACCUUCAAGAAUCACAAAAGAAAAAGAAAGCACAGGAUGAUACUCAGGGUCGAGAGAGAAGAAACAAAGGAAGAGGAGACAGAUAAGCUAGGCUUGAGGAGAGGUGAGCAGGAGUAUGAAGGAGUUGAGAUCAAGACUUAUUUGAGAGCUGUGAGGUUGAAUUUGGGUAUGAAGAAAGCAGCCAAAAAGAGAUUUUCACCCUUUAGAGUCAGGCAACAACGUAAGACUAUUACGGUGAAAUUUGAAGAGGAGUCGAAGGAGGAGAGUCAGUUUGAGACUCCAGUGAAGAUUUCGAGGAUGUCAAGCUCUAUUGAGAGCCCGAAAGGAUGACAAUUACAGAGGAAUAGCAGUUUGUUUAAUAAAUAAAAUUGUACGGUUCCAAAAGUAUCUGAAUCAUGAUGAUUUGAUAUCCCAGACAUUAAGAAGUGUCAAUGAUGAUCAUAAGUUCUAUGAUUCUUAUACGUUCAAUAAACUAGAAGAUUUAUUGAACCUGAUGCCUGAGAAGGCUCAUUUCGAUAGCUCCAUGAAGCUUAAGCUUUCAGCUGAUAAGUACUCACGAAGAACUCUAAGCUUGCAUCUGAGUAACAAGGAGAAUAGAGAGCAGUACUCUGCUGCUAAAGAUAUCGACAAGCAAUUCAUGCAAACAAUUCAGCCAAAGGAUAGAUCUAUGACAGCAAGGAGUACUCCCAAUAGGUUCCAUACAGUGAAAGAAAGCCAUAAGUGUCCUAGCAAGAUUGGAGAUACCUCUCAAGACUGAAAUCUCUCCAACUCUGCUUCAAGUAAGGAUAAGGACAAAGGAUCAUUGGUAGCCCAGAAGAAGGCAGAGAUCCUAUCCAAGCUCAAAAAUUAUGAUUUCCUAGUUGCAAAGAACUUGUAUUUUGAGGAAGCAGAAGGAUUCCCUGAACUUUCACUUGAUUUUUAAGAGCGAUUGAUGUACAAUUUACGCAGGUUUCAAUUAAA
Moneuplotes crassus is the source of this 2446-nucleotide messenger RNA. NCBI's taxonomy places the organism in Eukaryota, Ciliophora, Spirotrichea, Euplotida, Euplotidae. The record is from the annotation of a GenBank genome assembly.